Messenger RNA from Fonsecaea erecta, 3225 nucleotides. RefSeq lists its product as hypothetical. NCBI's taxonomy places the organism in Eukaryota, Fungi, Ascomycota, Eurotiomycetes, Chaetothyriales, Herpotrichiellaceae. The transcript is spliced from 4 exons. The coding region runs from base 1 to 3225 and encodes 1074 amino acids. The record is from RefSeq and is a predicted model, not a curated record. Gene Ontology annotation, molecular function: aromatase activity; NADPH-hemoprotein reductase activity; flavin adenine dinucleotide binding. Gene Ontology annotation, cellular component: cytosol.
AUGACUGAAACCAUUCCAGGGCCACGCGCCCUGCCCAUCAUCGGCAAUCUUCUGGACAUCUGGGAGGAUCGAGCAAUCCCUAUCCGCGGCCUUGAGCGCUUCGCAGGAAUAUACGGCCCAAUCUAUCAAAUCACCGUCAACGGUAAACGGCGGAUCUUGUGUAGCUCUGCAAGUCUUCUUGAAGAGAUGGUUGAUGAGAGACGCUUCGUUAAAAUCCCGCCUGCGACUAUCUCGGAGAGACCAGGUCCCAAGGGGCUCUUCGCAGCGCGCAAUGAAGACCCUGACUGGGCUCAGGGCCAUCGAAUUCUCAUGCCGGCCUUUGCCCCAUUGUCUGUCCUGGACAUGUUCACGGACAUGAAGGACAUCGCAAAUCAAUUGAUUCUGUCCUGGGCGAGGAAAGGACCAGAAAACAAGAUCCUGGCCACUGAAGAUUUCACCCGAUUGACACUGGACACCAUCGCCCUCUGCACCAUGAGUUACCGCUUCAACUCGUUCUACCAAGACACCAUGCACCCAUUCGUACAAGCGAUGAAUGUCGUCUUCGCUGAGAACAACGCGAAAACGAGUCGACCCACAUUCAUCCAAAGUUUUCUGUUCAAGACCAACGCAGAAACCGUGCAGGCCAGGAAGGUCCUUGUAGAAACUGGGAAAAGGAUCAUCGAAAAUCGCAGAGCCAAUCCGACAGACAACAAAGAUGUUCUGAACACCAUGAUCUAUGGAAAAGACCCUAAGACAGGGGAGAUCAUGCGCGACGAACUCAUUAUCGAACAGAUGAUCACUUUUCUUAUUGCUGGCCACGAGACCACCUCUGGACUGUUGUCUUUCGCCACCAUGCAGCUGUUGAAGAAUCCCGAAACCUACCUUAAGGCACAGAAAGAAAUCGACGAAGUCAUCGGUACCCGGUCCAUCGAAGCUGGCGACAUCAGCAAACUGAAGUAUUUGAACGCUGUGCUGCGUGAGACUACCCGACUCAAUCCCACAGUACCCGUUCUCCAGAAACAAAUUAAUCCGGCGGUUGCACAUCAAACAGUCACUGUUGACGGUGGCAGAUACAAGCUUGAGCCAGCCGACAACAUUGUGAUAUUGCUAAGCAAAGCUCAAAGAGAUCCAAAAGUAUGGGGGGAGACGGCAGAUUAUUUCGAUCCUGACAGGAUGUUAGACGAAAACUUUGAUAGAAUCACAGCCAAAUAUCCUGGUACCUGGAAGCCGUUUGGAAACGGAAAGCGAGCCUGUAUUGGGAGACCUUUUGCCUGGCAAGAGGCGAUGCUGGUCCUCGCCAUGAUUCUGCAGAACUUCGAAGUGAAACUCGAUAACCCCAACUACAAGCCAGCCAUCAAACAAGCAUUGACCAUCAAGCCGGACGAACUAUACAUCCGAGUCACGCCUCGCAGGAAUAUGGAUGCCACAUCAAUGGACCUCUUGAUACACAGCAAAAGCGGAAACGACUCUCAAGCCCACUUGUCCUCUUCCAAAAAGGAGAUAGAGGUGUCUCAAUCCUUCAAACCGAUGACCAUUCUUUAUGGCUCCAACACAGGCACUUGUCAAGCUUUCGCUCAGCGGCUUGCAGCAGACUCAGGAUCGCAUGGGUUUCAUGCCAGUGUUCAAGACUUAGACAGUGCUACGAACGCAUUGCCGAAGGACCAUCCGGUGAUUAUCAUUACUUCCUCCUACGAAGGCCAGCCACCGGAUAAUGCGGCCAGGUUCAUGGAGUGGCUCUCAAGCUGUGGACAGGACUCUUUGCACGGCGUGCAGUAUACAGUCUUCGGCUGCGGCCACCGUGAUUGGAGCCAGACUUUCCACCGCGUUCCGAAGCUUGCUGAUGAGCUUCUGGAGAGAUGCAGUGCUAGAAAGAUCGCUUCUUCGGGCUUUACCGAUGCGUCGAAGGGUAAUAUGUACGGCGAAUUCGAAGAGUGGCUGGAGAAUUCUCUUUGGACAGAGCUCUCCGGCAGCGAGAGCAAAGCGGGCCAAGCUGAGGUGACUCACGUCGAGAUAUCGACAAGUGCACGGGCUUCAAGUCUCCGGUACGAUGUCUUCUUGGCCAAAAUAAAAGACAAUCGGAUACUCACCAUGGAGGGAGAACCGGUCAAGUGUCACAUGGAAAUUGAACUCCCAAAAGACAUUGCUUACGAAUGUGGCGACUAUGUGGCUAUUUUACCACUCAACUCUGAGAAAAGUGUUCAAAGAAUCAUGGCGCAUUUCGGCCUGCCCGGUGAUGCGGUGAUUACAAUCAAGUCAAGCGGUCCAUCAACCAUUCCUACGGAUAUUCCACUCUCAGUCUUUGAUGUUUUGCGAAGCUACGUUGAAUUGUCUCAACCUGCCACGAAGAAGGGCAUCAAAAUCUUUACAAAAUACACUGAACAUGCCGACGACAAAGCCUAUUUGGAGAAUCUGACAGUGGAAAAUUCACGCUUCGAACAGGAAAUCACCCAGAAGAGAACAAGCCUCUUCGAGCUACUCACUAAACACCCAUCUAUCAAUUUGCCUUUUGGUGAAUACCUCAGCCUCUUGCCGCCGUUGAAUGUACGUCAAUACUCAAUCUCCUCUUCACCCCUCUCGAACCCCAACGUCUGCUCCAUCAGCUACGGGGUGAUCGACACCAGGGCUUUGUCUGAUGCCAAUCAACGCUUUGAAGGGGUUACCGGAACAUACCUGUGUGGGUUGAAAGCUGGUGAUUCAAUCCAAGUGAGCAUUCGGCCGACGGUGAAGAAAACAUUCCGCCUACCGGUCGACCCAGAGAAAACUCCGCUGCUCAUGUUCGCAGCUGGCACUGGCGUUGCUCCCUUCCGAGGCUUUCUCCAGGCACGGGCCAUUCAGAUGGAGUCAAAUUCUGAACGAAAAUUGGCGCCGGCUGUCCUGUUCUUAGGAUGCCGAAGCCAAACAAAAGACAGGCUUUACGCGGAAGAACUGGACAGUUGGGCGGAGAAAGGUGUCGUGAACAUCAGAUACGCAUUCAGCAGAGAGAAAGAAGCUUCUCUAGGCUGUGCGUACGUGCCAGAAAGGAUGGUCCGCGAAGCAGAGGAGAUUGUGACUCUGUGGAGAAGUGGCGCUCGGGCUUAUAUUUGCGGUACCCGAAAGUUCUCCGAAGGAAUUCGUGACGCUGCAAAAAAGAUAGCCGUUAUGGUCAGGGACGGCGAACAUGGUCGAACGGAAGCUGAGUUGAAGGAGUUGGAGCAACGUUUUCGCGAGGCCAUGCAGACUAGAGUUGCCAGCGACGUUUUUGACUGA